AUGCCUCCCACCCCCCUCCUCCACCGCAAACUCGACACUCUCUACCUCGCUUUCAUCACCAUCCACCUCAUCAACAUCCUCUGCGUCGACAUGGUACCCCUCUACCCUCCCGCCUGGACGCCAAAAGCGUUGCUCGACCUGCGGGCCUAUUACAUCAAAACCUACGACGACCGCUACUUCACCGCCCCAACAGCCUGGUUCAUGUUCUACACCUACAUCGAGGUCAUCUAUCACCUCCCCUUCACGAUCUGGGCGAUUCCCGCCAUCCUUCGCGAUGACCCCCUCGUCCCUCUCCAUCUCUUCAUCUUCGCCCUCGAAGUCAGCCUCACAACCGCAACCUGCAUAGCCGACACCUUGAGCUGGGAAGAUUUUCCCUACGACAAGAAAUUCGACUUGAUGACGUUGUAUGGGCCGUAUUUGGUGUUGUCGAUGAUCAUGGGCGUAGACAUGUUCUUCCGCUUGAGCAAGAUUCUCACCCCGUCGAACGGCAAAGCGAAGAGGUCUUGA
This is a messenger RNA of Zymoseptoria tritici IPO323, 507 nucleotides long. RefSeq lists its product as uncharacterized. Gene Ontology annotation, cellular component: endoplasmic reticulum. The transcript has 4 exons. Bases 1 to 507 code for a protein of 168 amino acids. NCBI's taxonomy places the organism in Eukaryota, Fungi, Ascomycota, Dothideomycetes, Mycosphaerellales, Mycosphaerellaceae. The record is from RefSeq and is a predicted model, not a curated record.